Molecule: messenger RNA, 2158 nt
Organism: Daphnia pulicaria
Lineage: Eukaryota; Metazoa; Arthropoda; Branchiopoda; Diplostraca; Daphniidae
Exons: 3
Coding region: 1015-1800 (261 amino acids)
Source: RefSeq, a predicted model, not a curated record
AAAAGGGGGGGGGGGGGAGAAAUGUAAUACACUGAAUGGUGAGAAGCUUUUUAGAGUGGCAACUCUUUGCCCUUGGAGUGUUGAUCUAGGCUUAUUAUUCAGGCAACUUGUUAGGAUCCUAUUCACAUAUGCUUGUUAACGCUUCAAAAGGUUAUGUUUCAACAUUACAAAAAAAAUUAGUAGGUCCUAUGUGGAUUGAAAAAAAGGCGGGACUUUUCAAAUGUUUUGGUAACCUCCCACGAAACUAUUGUUAUAACGAUUAGGCCUACACGAAGGUGAACACCCAUUUCUAAAACAAAAAUGAGUUUUUCAGCUGAAUAACGUUUGGAUCAAUAAAUGUAGACUAGUGUGUAUGCUUGCUUUUCUAAUGGCGUCAUGGAACACAGCUGGGAUCUCCCAUCACCCGGAACGUACUACAGUGGGUCAUACAACCAGUUUAGUAACUGAUUGCUUCAACAUUGCUUAUCAUUCUCCUCUUUUUCGCAAGAAAUAAGUGAUGAUACAACAAAUUUUCGUAUAAACAUACAAAGAACGGCAAGUCGCGGAGGCGCUCGUUAUGUGAAUGAUGACAAUCGAGAGGCUCACAAUUGUCCAGUGUUAACAAGCCGAGGAUGAUAGAGAGUCUACAUCCUUAGCUUAAAUGGCGAUAUGACGUCAUUCAGGUAAAGAGAGCUAGCGCAUACAGUGCGACUGACGAAAGAAGACGGCAAAGAAGAAGGCGGGGUCCCCGCCGAUGCGUUCCGGCCACCAAACUCCGUCAGGAGCCCCCGCCAACGGCUGCCGCUAUAUCAAGAGAGAGGUGCGCUACUGUUGCGUUUAGUCAGAGAUCAUCUUCAGUUCCAAAAUAAGCGACCAGAACCAGUGCUGUGGGUUGGGCUAUUAUCCAAAUUGAAAUCAACUCAACCAUUUUCCAAAUAAAAAAGGAGCGAAGUUCAAAUUUAUUGGCGAGGAAAAACAGGAAAAGCUUCAUUCAUUUCAACUGGCUAAACAAAAUUCCAGUCCGUCGAUUCUGCCAUGGCUAGAGGAUCAGAGGCAAAAUGGUGGUUCGCGAUGGGGGUCCUGAUGGCGGUGCUCGCCUACUGUCAACCUGCUUCCGCGGCAGCGACUGCCGUUACGGAUGACGACGAACUGAUGGCUCGUCAAACUCGAGGGCUCGUCCUCCGCUCUUGGAGAAAUGCACAGCAGCAAACGGAUCACUCGGCCGAUAAGACUCCGUCUGCCAAAGUUGCCGAACCGAUUCUGCCGUCGCAAAAAGAAGCCAUGGUCUUCAAUGGUCUUCCAAUCUCUAUGAGACUAGUUCUUCUCCAGCACUUGGCCGGCUACGACAAACGAACGCCCAACAGUCGAGCUUUCCUGGGAAUGAGAGGCAAGAAAAGUUCACCGCCGGGUGCUGACGCCCUGAUGAUGGAAGACAAUCAACUUGACGACGCAUCUGGAUGGCCACAAGGCGACAUCCUCCCCGACACGUACUACUUCGGCCCGGCACCCCAGAAGAAAAAGAUGCACGGCGAGAAAUUUCUCGGCAUGAGAGGCAAGAAAAUGAUGAAUGGAUUAGCCUACGGAACGGCUUUCAUCCCCAACUGGCGCGAGCGGUACAUCUACCAGGAGCCAUUCGAAAAGAAGAGAGCGCCGUCGUCAAACUCGUUUAUGGGCAUGAGGGGAAAGCGAUCUGAGUCGACAACACCGACACCGAACGACUAUCAAUUCUUCAACGACGACAUUAUCGUUGAUGAGGAGCUGCCGGAUGUCGAUUCAAAAGUCUCCCCUCGCCGUUCUCAAGAAAUUAGGACUCCAAAUUGAAAACGCAAAAAUUUAAAAAACAAUUAUGACUGGGUGGAAUGAUGAGGAGAACUUGAAGAAAAUGAAAUUCGAUGGUGGUGGCCAAGAUGAGCCACGCUUCUUAAUCAAUGUUCAAUUCCCCAUGUAUAACGUUUGACGUAAACAUGCCUAAAUAAUUACAUUUUUCUUCCACCCCUCAGUCCUCACCCCACAUCAACCAAUCAAAUAACUUCCCUACUCCCAUUCCCUGACAUGAAAAAAAAUUAUCUUAAGAAAUUUACAAAGAAAUGAUUAAUAAAAACAUAAAUGAGUGUAGCUCUAUAUUAGCGGAAAAAAAACAUCAACAGAAAAAUAUAACCCGGUCAAUCUGUUCUGCGAA